Molecule: messenger RNA, 1083 nt
Organism: Diaporthe citri
Lineage: Eukaryota; Fungi; Ascomycota; Sordariomycetes; Diaporthales; Diaporthaceae
Exons: 2
Coding region: 1-1083 (360 amino acids)
Source: RefSeq, a predicted model, not a curated record
AUGGCCUCGUCAGCUGCCCCUCCCGGGGUCGUCGAUCCCACCAAGCCCAAGAGCUACCCGGUCAUCCUCAGCGAUGCUCUCCUCGGGAAGUCGUCCAAGGAGGCUCUGACCGCUAUCAGAUACAACCACAAGCCCGAGCUAUCAUCAGACACGGGCCCCAAUGAGGCCGAGCUGAAGCCCUCCCCAUCCGACGACGACACUUUCAACAUGUCCUUCUACGAGAACGGAGGCAAGUACGCAUACAACGGCGCGCGAUCCGCCAAGGAGAACCAAUAUGUUCUGAUCUUCGACCCGGAGCGCAAGGCCUUUGUGCUGCACCGCAUGGACUCCAUGUUCCACAUGAACCUCGCCCGGACCCCCUACAACAGCGACGCCCAGGAGCUCAAGGAAAAAUACCCUCACAUCGACAGUAACGUCCGGCCCACGACGGACAAGAAGAUGGGCAAGGGAGCGACCGUCAAGGCGCGAGAGAACGGAAACAAGAAGGCUAGCGCAGACAGCAAGAAGAAGGAGCCCCCUGCGGCCAAGGCCGAGCCGCCCGAGGCGGAGGCCAAGUCGUCGCAGAAGUCCCAGGCCGACAAGGACAACAAGCCGAAGAAGCAGCAGCGGAACCGUUCACCGGCGGAGUCGGACGUGGACGACGACGAGGACGGCGACGGCGGCCUGCUGGUCGAGUACCCGGACCCGGCGCCGUCGGCGCCCACCCGCGGCCAGGACUUUAGCCCGGCGUUCCCAACGGCGAUCCGUCGUUUCUCCGAGUUCGUGCGCGACGAGGGCCCGGAGUCGGACGAGGACGCGGACGCCGAGUACGACGAGGAGGACAUCCUGGGCGAGGAGGACGACGACGUCUCGGGCGAGGGCGGCGAGGGCGUCACCGGCUUCAAGCUGCCCAGCCCCGUGGUCGGCGGCGGUGCUGGUGGCGCGCCGCCGCCAGCCGAUGACGAUGGGAACGACGACUUCGGGGACCUCGACUUUGAGAAGGAGCUGGAGAAGGAGCUCGAGCAGGACCUCGAGCAGGACUUUGGUGGCAUGGAGGUUGAUGACGGUGGAGAUGCGGAGAGCGAUGUCAGUGAGGAGGACUGA